This is a messenger RNA of Petromyzon marinus (sea lamprey), 11582 nucleotides long. Its product is annotated as receptor-type tyrosine-protein phosphatase kappa-like. Gene Ontology annotation, molecular function: protein tyrosine phosphatase activity; protein binding. Gene Ontology annotation, cellular component: membrane. The record is from RefSeq and is a predicted model, not a curated record. NCBI's taxonomy places the organism in Eukaryota, Metazoa, Chordata, Hyperoartia, Petromyzontiformes, Petromyzontidae. Gene Ontology annotation, biological process: protein dephosphorylation.
GAAAAGGGGGAGGGAGGGGUGCUACUGCCGUGCGUGCGCGCGCGAAGCCAAACGCAACCCCGGCUCGUUGUGCUGUAAUGCGAGCCUCUUCCUCCUCCUCCUCAUCCACCGCCACCACCGACCAUCCGAGCCGCUCGCGCACCAGGAGCGCGCCAUGCGCGCAAACAACCCAAGGCGCGAUUCCCUUUGAAGAAGGGAAUCUGUAAGGGCGCGUUGCGAGCGCAGCGGCGGAGGAGGAAGGGAGCGAGGGAGCGAGGGAGGAGUGAGUCCCGUGGGCUCGCCCGCUGUCCCGUGGCCGCUGCGCUCGGGGACAAAGCGUGGCGCAACCCGAGGGAGACCGAGAGCCUCAAAAGCACGGCGCCGAGAGUUGUUCUCGGUACUCGCGGGGGCCCCCCUCUCCAACUUGGGAGUUAAAUACGCGAGAGGCGAGCGAGCAAGCGUUGCGUAUGGACCCCGUCAGGAUGUCCGCUCUCGUCCUGCUCGCCCUGGCUGCGCACGCUGCCGCCGCGAUGGAGUUUACCGGCAGCUGUUCAUUUGAGGAUGACUUUGGGGCCUGUGGAUACCGCCAAGACACGGACGACACCUUCGACUGGGAGCAAGUGAACGCGCGAGAGUUUCCCGAGUUGGAGGGAGCCAUCCCACACGCCGACGUGGACACGUACAUGCUGGCGAACACGUCCGACCGCGUGCCGGGGCAGUGGGCCACCCUGCGUCUGCCACAGAUCAAGAAGAACGACACGCACUGCCUGGAUUUCCACUACCACCUCUCGGCGCCCGGCCGCCUCAGCCCCGGGACCCUCAACGUUUACGUGGCUGUCAACGGGGGGCCCCUCGCCAACCCCAUCUGGAACGCCAGCGAGAGCAUGGGCCGCCGCUGGGCACGUGCCGAGCUGGCCAUCAGCACGUUCUGGCCAAAUAGCUAUCAGGUGAUAUUUGAAGCGGUCUCUUCUGGUGUUGAACUGGGUUACAUAGCUAUCGAUGAUGUGCAAGUCCAUAGCUAUCCAUGCAACAAAGCUCCUCAUUUCCUUCGACUGGGCAGCGUAGAAGUGAACGCCGGACAGAACGCCACCUUCCAGUGCAUUGCCACAGGGAAGGCUCUCACCAAUGAACUCCUCUGGUUGCAGAGGAGCAAUGGGCAGGACAUCCCCGUGAGCGGAACGAAGUUGGUGAACCACAGAAGAUUCGCGGCGUCCUUCGGUGUGCCGUACGCCGCACGCUCGCACGCCGACAUUUACCGUUGCGUCACGGGCUCGGCUGACGGCGCAGGGGUGUCCAACUUUGCACAGCUCAUUGUGAAAGAGCCACCUACGCCCGUGGCUCCCCCGCAGCUGGUGGGAGCCGGAGCCACCUACCUGCUGGUGCAGCUCAAUGCCAACUCCAUCGCGGGUGACGGCCCCGUGGUGCUGCGCGAGGUGGAGUACCGACUGCCAGCCUCCGUCGGCGGCUGGGCCGAGACGCACGCCGUGAACGCCGCCACGUACAAACUGUGGCACCUGGAUCCGGACACGCGCUACGAGGUGCGCGUGCUGCUCACGAGGCCGGGCGAGGGUGGCACGGGCAAGUCGGGGCCACCCCUCCUCGCCAGGACCAAGUGCGCCGAGCCGACUCGGCCGCCCCGCGGGCUCCUCGUCACGUCCGUCGGCUCGCGGAAGCUGUCCGUGGAGUGGGAGCGCGUGGGCUACAACGUGACGCGAUGCAGCAACUUCAGCGUGGCCGUGCGCUGCCGGUACCGGCGCGGAGGAGGCGGCGGAGGCGGUGGAGGCGGAGGAGGAGGAUGGGGUGGGAGCAGCGGGGUCAGCCCCGAGAUUGUGCGGGAGGAGAUAUGGAAGGCCGAGGUGGCACCUGAGGCCUCCGCCGGCAGCAAGAGGGACCGAGAAACCAGCCCCGCUCUCGCCAAGGGAGGCGGGAAAGGCUCCGGCAUCGCGGCGGCCAGGGGGUCAGCGUCCGUGAAGAGCGGCGAGGCUCUGCGUGUUCUCGCGCAGCACACGCUCUAUGAUCUCCCGCCGUUCACCAACAUCAGCGUGAGGCUGGUGCUGUCCAACCCAGAGGGGCGCAAGGAGAGCGAGGAGAUUGUGACGCAGACCGAUGAAGAUGUGCCAGGUCCCAUUCCGGAGGACUCAAUUCGAGGGGACACGUUCGAGGAUCGGAUAUUUUUGCAGUGGAGCUGUCCCACAGAGACCAAUGGCCUCAUAAGUCUUUACGAGAUCACGUACCAGGCCGUGAGCUCCUUCGAUCCGAGCCUGGUGGCGGCAGCGCGCAGCGGCGUCAUCCACAGAGCGAGCAACGAGACGGCCCACCUCUUCUCUGGCCUCUUCCCCGGCACGUCGUACGCCUUCACGCUACGCGCCAGCACCGUCAAGGGCUACGGACCCCCGGUCACUGUCCGCCUGAGCACCAACAUCUCCGCGCCGACCCUGCCUCGUUACGAGUUUGACGAGCCGCUCAACGAGACAGACACCACCAUCACUGUUCUGCUGCAGCCGGCGGCUUCGAAGGGCGCGCCCGUCAGCGCCUACCAGCUGGUGGUGAAGGAGAACCGGCAGCAGCAGCAGCAGCAGCAGAAGCCACGGGUGCGGCGUGACCUGGACCGCACGGUGGGCUCGGCGGUGGCGGCGGCGGCGGCGGCGGCGGCGGCGGCACCGCCCUCGCCUGCAUCGCACCCUGCCGCUGCGGCGGUGGCGGCCGCCUCGGGGGAGCGAGCCGCGUCCCGCGACGCCGCCGCAAGCUGCUUCUUCGAGCCCAUCGGCUUCCAGGCGGCGUCGGCGCGCGACUCGCCGCACUACUUCGCCGCCGAGCUACCCCCGGCCGCGCUGCCGAGCCCGUCGCGCUUCGUCGUGGGCGACAACCGCACGUACAACGGCUUCUGGAACGCGCCACUCACGCCCGAGAAGAGCUAUGAUGUCUACUUCCAGGCCGUGAGCCAGUCGGCCGGGGAAAUCAAGAUCGACUGCGUACGCGUGGGAAGAAAGGGUGCCUCACCGCGACCACCGUCCGCCCCGGCGCCCGAGCGGCAGAUGGACCACACCAUGCGGGUGGCUGGCAUCGUGGCCGGGUCGCUCGCCCUCAUCCUCGUCGUCAUGGCCCUGCUCAUCAUUUUCCGCAGGAGGAGGAGCUACAUCUAUUACGCUUACUACUUGAAAAUGUCCAAAAAACGCAAGGAGGGCGGCAACGGUGGCAGCCGGCAGGAGAUGACGCUGAUGGUGCACGCAAUGGACAAGAGCUUUGUGGAGCAGAGCGCCCUGCACGGCGAGGAGCCUCUCGCCUUCCUCAACGCACACAACGGCACCGGGAGAUCUUUCUCAUCGCCAGCACUUUCUGACAAGAGCCAUACCAAUAACAGCAAAGCCUGCCACCCUUGCUACGUUUCAGCAGCACCGGAUGAUACAUUUGUUCCAACAGCAGUCUUGGUGUCUAUCGCUGAUGAGAACCAUGGCAGUGUGAACUGCUCAGCGGAGCAGCCUGGCCUCGCUUGCGGUCCCAGUGUCGUUGGCGUCAUCGGCUGCGGCGGUGGCGGCGGCGGUGGUGGCGGCGGCGGUGGCAGCGGUGGUGGUGGCGGUGGUGGAGGAGGAGGAGGAGGCAGCAUGGCCAAGGCGGUGCGGUCAUUCCACACGCACCACGGCCCGCCGAGCCAGACGCACCACCUGCCUCCCCACGCACCGCCCCCUCAGCCUCCAAUGCCACCGCAGCAACAACCGCAGCAACAACCGCAGCAACAGCCGCAACAACAACAACAACCGCAACAACAGCAGCAGCCACAGAGGCACCGGCGCCCAAGGGAUGGGCCCGACUCACCUGCCUACCACACAGGGCGGCUGCACCCUGCAGUGCGUGUGGCUGAUCUUUUGGAGCACAUUGGACAGAUGAAGACCGGGGAGGGCUACGGCUUCAAAGAGGAGUAUGAGAGUUUUUUUGAGGGACAGUCGGCUCCGUGGGAUGUGGCUAAGCGAGAUGAAAAUCGGGCCAAAAACAGAUACGGCAACAUCAUCGCUUAUGACCAUUCCAGGGUGAUGUUGAAUGUAUUGGACGAGGAACAAAACAGUGAUUACAUCAAUGCCAACUACGUUGACCUGCGUUGCUGUCGAGAGCUGUGCAUGGGAUACUACCGAACGCACCAUUAUAUCGCCACACAAGGUCCGCUUCCCGACACAGUUGGCGGCUUCUGGAGGAUGAUCUGGCAGGAGCGCAGUGCCAGCAUCAUAAUGGUUACCAAUCUGGUGGAAGUUGGCAGGAUCAAGUGUUGCAAGUACUGGCCCGAUGGCAGUGACGUGUAUGGGGACAUCAAGGUGACACUGGCAGACACGGAGAUGCUGUCGGAAUACAUCAUCCGAACGUUCCGCGUGGAGCGGGCAGGGCAGGAGGACAUCCGGGAGGUGCGACAGUUCCACUUCACGGGUUGGCCUGACCACGGGGUGCCGUACCACGCCACGGGACUGCUCGCAUUCAUCCGCCGCAUCAAGGCCCUCGACCCGCCACACGCAGGGCCUCUGGUUGUCCACUGCAGUGCUGGGGCUGGCAGGACCGGCUGCUACAUGGUGAUCGACAUCAUGCUGGACAUGGCAGAGAGUGAGGGCGUCAUCGACAUUUACAACUGCGUGCGGGAGCUGCGUACCAGGCGCGUCAACAUGGUGCAGACAGAGGAGCAGUACGUGUUCAUCCACGAUGCCAUGCUGGAGGCGUGCCUGUGUGGGGACACCUGCAUCCCUGCUGGAGAUUUCCGUGCGGCAUACGCCGAAAUGCUGCGCCCCGACCCACAGAGCAGCUCCAACCACAUCAAGGACGAGUUUCAGACCCUGAAUAUGGUGACGCCGCCGCUGCGCGUCGAGGACUGCAGCAUCGCCCUGCUGCCACGGAACCACGAGAAGAACCGCUACCACGACGUGCUCCCCCCCGACCGCUGCCUGCCCUUCCUCAUCACCAUCAACGGGGACAGCAGCAACUACAUCAACGCGGCGCUCAUGGACAGUUACAGACAACCGUCGGCAUUCAUCGUAACGCAGCACCCACUGCCAAACACCGUGAAGGACUUCUGGCGGCUGGUAUUCGACUACCACUGCACCUCCAUCGUCAUGCUCAACGAGCUGGACUCCAAUAAGUACUGUCCUCAGUACUGGCCAGAAGAGGGCAUGCUUUGCCACGGACCCAUCCAGGUAGAGUUUGUGGCAUUCAACAUGGAAGGAGACAUCAUAACAAGAACUUUCCGCAUCUGUAACGUGGCCCGGCCGCAGGAUGGCUGCCGCAUGGUGGAGCAGUUCCACUACCUGGGCUGGCCUGCCGGGCGGGAGGUGCCGACGUCACGGCACUCGUUCCUGCGCCUCGUGCUGGCGGCCGAGCGCUGGCGAGAGGAGUAUGGCAUGGACGGCCGCACGGUGGUGCACUGCCUCAAUGGAGCUGGCCAGUGUGGCACCUUCUGUGCCGUGAGUGUCGUGUCCGAGAUGAUCAAGAGACAGAAUGCCGUCGACGUUUUCCACGCUGUCAAGUCACUUCGAAACAACAAGCCAAACAUGCUGGAGACUCUCAGUCAAUACCAGUUUUGUUACGACGUGGCACUGGAAUAUCUAGAGACUGUUUAAGAACAAGGACACGCGGGAGCAUCCAAGUGAAGAGCUCAGACUUUUUUUGUAUUCGCAUGUCAAGGAGCUGCAGGGAGAACAAGUGAAGAAUGGUUUAACCCAACGCUCUGGUCCGAGAUCAGGGCUCCAUUUUUUUCUCAAUUUCUCGUGGAAUAUUUUUUUUCCGGGGCUCCUAUCCACAGACCACCCCCUGCCUCACAGAAGUGGCAAGAAAUGGGGGGGAUACAUUUUUUUUCCAGAGCUCAGCCAAGGGAAACUCCGGCUGAAACUAAACUCCUAAGAUGUCAUCUUCUGGAGAAAUUUAAAUUUGGACGACACAUGUAACCAUAUAAUCAAAUGUUUAUAAUUUGCUUGUAUACUUACAUUUUUUUAUUGCUUGUUUAUUUUUGCCAUAUGUUUACCAUAUCAACAGGUUAUUGUGGUAAGAUCAAGGUUUCAGAGGUGUAUCUACAUUUACCUGCAUACUACAGGUGCGAAUUGCACAACAGCACGUCGCUCUUUGCCACGUGACAUCCUUUUCAUUGAAAUUACGUAUAAAGGAUGUAUUGUGCAGAAGAUACAAUAAGUAAAUUGGCAGCAGUAGAGUGUCACAUUUUUUAUAUUGGAGUUGAUAAAUGUGCAAUUUCCUGAAUAACAACAUCAAAGCACGCUUUAACUUUUGCAUAUUACCCAAGUGUUGGCCAAAUAUUACUGUCAUUACUUGGCACUAAGCUUCCCUAUAAAGCCACCUACCGGCACAGCAAAACUUGUAAAAGCAAUGUAUUGUAAUGUUUGCAGUAGGUACAAAAGGCAAAGAUCGCCUGUACAGCACCGGACAGCAACAACCACAAGACAACUUAGAUUUAGGCCAUCAAUCUGUUGUGGUGAAUGCCAAUGUCGAGAACCUUUAAGGCCGGCAUGGCACACGGAGGAGGUGGCAUGGCCAACCCCUGCAUGGAUUCCUUUGUCUCCGCAAUGCUGAUGUUUACGCACCUUGCCAUGGACUUAUUUAGGGCCGAGUAAACCUAGGGAAGACUCAGGACCAGUACAGAUAUCACUCACCACUGAUGUAAACUAUGGCAGGGAAUCGAAUUUCGGUCGCCAGGUUUAUGCGCCACCCGCCGAACCACAUACACACUGAAUACGUGCGUGUGCGUGUGUGUGUCAGAAUCUUCAAACUGGAGGAAUCUGAUGAGCUGCAAAGCUCUUUUUCACAAGUGUCCAGUAGGGGCAGGUAGGAAACUUUCGACAACAAACAAUACAAACUCACGAUGGGAGUGCAAAGUAUAGGGAAAGUAAGCAAAACAUAAAAUAAAAAAAUACUUUUUAAAUAAAAAUAAACGUUUUAUCUUACCAGGUAAAGCUCAUGGAACUUUACAUAUAAGCUACAGUGUGUCCAUAUGAACCCGAAUUUUGACAGUGGUGCCAUGAAGGUAAGGCUGGCCCUUCGUUGUGAUAUUCUAGGAAUUUUCCUGUGAAAAAAAAAUAGAUAUAGGCUCAUCUUGACGUUUGGCAAGAUAGUGAUGGUUAUGCAAAAUUUCAGACGAACCCUUUAGUGUUCAAUUUAUAGUGUAUUUGUCAUGGCAUGAGGUUUGGUGUGGGUUCAGGUCAUGUUGAAUUGUAAUUAAGUUGACUAAUUUCAAGAAAGAUGGACAACUGCGUGAAAUGGUGCAAACUCUUGGGCAGGCUUUUUUCAAUGUAGAUGGGACAAAGACGUCUUGAAAUGAGAUAAUUACGGAGAGAAUGUCACCGUCUGGGAUAAAUAAGAAAAAAAUGAUUAUUUUGGUUGAAUUAGCAUUUUAGUUAGAAAUGCAGCAUGGAACACAAUGAUCACGUAUUGGAGAAAGUUACUUCAACAUUUCUAUAGAUUCACUGUGGACGAAAAUAAACCCAAAUGUAUGUUAUGAGACAUUGAGAUAGAUGUUAAACUGUUCACUUUCAUAUCUGUUUGAGCUGGUUCAGAGCCACAAAUGUGGCAUGAACGUUGGUGUCUGGAAGAGGGUUUGACAACUACAUUACUGAAUUUAGUUAUGAAUACUUAAAAUUAAUUAGUACAGUCAGUCCAAUUGUAAUGGACGCAUGUUCAUUUUAUUAUUUUUAACUGUACAUAGGUUUGGGUUUGAACAGAAAGAGACUUCUGAAGCAUUUUGUCUGGCUUCAUGUUAACGUACAUAAGAAGAGUAUGGUGAUUUAAUAUGAAGCAUAUUCAAAUAUAGUCUCACUUUGGCUGUGAAAAAGUCCUUGAUUUAUACCUUUAUAGCUGUAUGCCACCUCUUUAAAACAUUCUGGUUGUGUCAUACAUUUGUCGUGGGGAAUAAAACAUGCGUACAUGAAAUAAUCAUAAAGCCUCUGUGGAGACUUACGUUAGGGAGAGCGAGAGACGUGUUGUAAGGAUGCGUUAUUUUUUUUUUGGAGUAAACGAAGGUCUGCAAUGAUCGAUGAGCCAGGGAACUAUAAUUUAUAGACAUUUCCAAUUUUCACAAAAGAUUCCCUGAAUUACCUGGAAAUGACGAUUUGGAAAGGGAUGGAUGAUGAUGAAAUCGAAGAAUGUUCACCAAAUGCACCUUAAUUAGAUAUUAUAAUUCGCAUACUCGUUCAAUAGAAAUGUAGGUGUUGCAGGAGCAAUGUGAAAAUGUUGCAUGUAAAUUAUUUUUCCAUGUUUUUCUAAAGGAGGCAUUUUUACGAAAUCAAGUACAGACAUUGAAGAUUAAUAACACGUUUUUUUAACCUUGUUUGGUGUUUUUUUUUAUUCUUCUAAGGCUUUGUACGAGCCUCCGACCCCGAGUAUCACGUUUUAGCAAUGUCGCCGACAAUAACAGUCUUUGAAUAAUUUGAAUUUGUCGUCAAACAAAAUGGAAGUGCAAUGUGGAAAUGUGAGGACAACACAAUUACGUAGAACAAUAAAAACCAAAGAUCGCUCCGACAUGGCAGAAAUGUUUAGCCAGGUUGUGCACGAGUUACUAGCGAUCGUACGAGUACGUUUAAACACGCAAGUAUUUGUAUUAGAUUAGCUUAUUAUUUGCAACAUUUGUAUUGUAUUAUUAAGAUAACAGGAUGCUUGUUUAUAUUGUGUGUACAAUGUGUGGAGCAUUUACAACGAGCGUUGAUACUGCCACCACGACGGUUAUUUGCCCCCAUUCAGAUGAAUCCCAUCGUUCGUCUCUAGACUUCAGAUGGAGGAGCUGCUCUGUCAUUGUGCAUUAACCCGAUGCUUGUGCAGGUGUACAGAAACCCAGUUUAGGUGCAGAAGUGCAAUUUAUCGCUCUCUGACCACUGCUACAGUGGGAAGGGCCUCUACAUUUACGGAGCCCGAGAGAGUCCUUCGAUGAGAUGUUUGGCCUAUCCUGCUACGAUGACCGGGUGUACGUGUCGGUGCAGACUGGCUUAUGGAGUUUUGUGUUUUUUUUUUAUGGCGCUGCUGUGCCGUUGCUUAAUUUUAUCGCAUGGUCACCACAGGCACCAUGGUGAUCAGGACUUCAUGGUGAUCAGGACUUCACGUGAAGGAAUGACACAAAUGCGCACCACGUUUUCUCAUUGAAAAUAGGUACAUUUCAAACUAUCACUGUUCUGGUCACAAAAGCAAAGUUUGUGGGGAAUAAUGCCCAUUUUCUGUACUUUUGAGGCAUAGGCAAUUAGGAACUAACACGUACUACCCAGGAGGGAGGUGGGUGCAUGCCGGCCCGGAUAUAACUUGCCAGGAACUGAAACAAGAGCGCGGGGUUGCGACGAGCAGAGCAAUGCUAGCCCACACCCCAAGGGCACGGGUUCAUUGCGUCGAUCCACCACGCGCGCUACUCGCGGUAACUUUGCACUCUGUGGCCAAGUCGAGCUUCGAAAGGUUUUACUUCGUAGGCAAGCUGAUAAAUGGGGUUUGGAGGGGGCCAAAUCGUGCCACAGCCCUAGCCAUCUAAGAGCAAAGCGGCAGCGACUGAAGGCAGGCGUCGUGCCAGCAGAUUCCCUGUCUGUGUGCGAUACCUGUGGCUGGACACGUGGACGGGUCUUGAGACACAUUGUUCCAAGCGUCAGUGAUGAGAUCCGUCAUUCUGAUUGCUCAGGCCACCUAUUGUUUUUCAUGUAUUGAUGUUGCGUCCACAACAAUUGUACAUGCUGUGUUUGGCGCACCAUGCUUUGAGAUGUGCCACCUUUUGAUAACGUGCUCAAUUGAGUUUGUGUUUAUUACUUACCUUGCGAUCUUUGUCAGGUCCCAUGAGAGCAAGGUGUGGUAAGAGUGAGGUGUCAAGAAUAAAUGGUUUUGUAAAUUCGGCUGGCCCACUUUUCGUAUGCGAUGGAAAAGUUCGUGUCCCACAUAAACAAAAGAAAAUCCAAAACCUAGGUGACCUUUUGGUGAAAUAAACUCCCUCUACGUGAGGUUUGCAUCAGUACGAUUGUAUAAUUUCCAGCUCUCGUCAAUCCAUUGCUGAAUUAAGCUCUCCCCAAUGCCGUGUCGGUCAUACUUUUACCACGCUGGUCAAUGUGGGUUGGUGAGGGAGGUGGGUGCAUGCCGGUCCGGAUAUAACGUGCCACCGAUGUUGGCUGUGACUAGGAAUGAAAAAAAACUCAGGUUGUCGAGUUCAUAUUCUCCAACAACAACAAAAAAACAUUUCAAGGAGUUAAAGGGACAAUUCCUUUCGGCAAACUAUCUCGAUUGAUGUAUUCUCUUUCAGAUGCCGGAGACUUUUCGGUAGAUUUGCCUGAACAAUGCAGUGCGCUAACCCCCCCAAGUCAGUUGAUUAGAACUGUGCUAUUCAGGUAUUCAUGCGAUAGAUUAUUGAUAAACAAUCACCGAUAUGAUUACUCGACGAAUCUGAUUAACAUGAAAAUUUGGAAAUACAUGGUCACCUCUGUUCCCAACUGUGGGCUGUCCCAAGGAUAAUGAAUGGAGGCUCGAUUGUGAGUAGCGUCAAUCAGGCAUUGACAUGCUGGGCGUAGCUUGUUGGGCGGUUUCCUGCCUUCAGGAGGCAGGAUGUUGUUGGGAGCGGCUGCAUUCUACUACGAAAAGUAGCAGAAUGCGAUUUAGUUCACCAAUUGAUUUUGAUCGACUUCCAGGUCUCUCUUAGAUGUUGCCCCUACAAACAGGAAACAGGUACAUAUAUAAAACAGCAGUUGGCCUCAUUUUGAUGAGUUUGUUGUCCUCCUGCACCUCCGAGUAGCACGGUUGGCUACGCACGGUGUGAAAGAAGUUCAACAUACAUACAUGUACAGGGGGUCCAGAUGUCUUCUGACCCCCCAUUUUAAUUAUCUAAAACUUUGUUUUAAGUAAGGUUUAUUUACAACAAUUGAAUAUGCAAAGGGGGAAAAAAAGGUUAGGGUUUCAAUUAAUUACGGGUCACCAAACAUCAGAUCCACCCUGUGUAUAGGCUAUAAGUGUGCAAAAAAAUGUCGAUGUCCAUGGUAUUUGUGAUUUGUUAGAAGUUUUUGCAUUUGCAACACCUCCGAUUAGCACGGUUGGCGACGUACGGUCGAGAAAGAAGUUCAACAUACCUGCGUACGUGCACGUAUUGCAUAGACAACAGGUAACAGCGUGCGGCGGCAGGCCCAUAAUCUUUUUUAAAAAAUGGAGUAGACCCAUCGUUAUUGCUUUAAGUUUUCAACCAAAAAAGCAUUCGAAUGCCCCUAAUGUGACACGGAUAGGAAACAAUAGCAUCGUUUAAAUAUCGCUGUUUAGAAAUCGGUGUAUAUGUCACAGUCUGCUCAUUAGGUAAGAAAAAAAAUGCAUCAUGCUGGUCAUGAAUAAACACAAGGGUGAAUGUUGUUUUUCUAUUAACUGUAUAAUAAUACUAUGAAGUGUUUUUCUGCAGAAUUUACCCGUAAUUUGAACACAGAAUAUUAGUUUAUUUUCAAAAUACAAAAAUAUAUUUCAUUUGCAGAUGCUAAAAACGAUACAUCUUUGGCGUCUCGUGUUUGUAUAGCUUACAGCUGGUAAAUUGCACAUAUGACGCUUCUUGGUUUGCUUAGAUAUCCAGACGCAUUUGAUAUUGUUAAUACAGUACAUAGUAAUGUUAUCGUGUACCAAAUAAAGGAUUUGUUUUCGAA